AUGAAGCGAGAGUCUGUGAUAAUCAGAGCUGAAAGGCGUAAAACGGUUGGAAUCGGACGCCAGAAAUGGCGAUCAUCUCUUCUUUUUCGGCAUCAACCCUUACUUUCUGCAAUAAAAUGACCAAAACCGAUGCACUGAGAGUUGAGAUAAAUCUUAUCAGGAAUCCGAAAUAAUCAAUCAUUUCGCAUGAAAAGCAGUUUCAAUUCCUAAUUUGAAUGUUCUUUUUCAGGUUGGAGGCCAUUUCGGCAUUCUUGUCCACGGAGGUCAUGUUGCGAAGCCGAAAAACCCUCGUGAAGUGGCUUUCUACCAGAGAAUGGACAACGAAUUGAAGCCGUUCACUCCAGCUUUUUGCAGUUAGUCCACGAAAUUUCCUAUCUUUAUCUUUUGGAGCACAUCUUAUAGCAUAAAAGAGCACGAUAUCAAAAUAUCUUUCCGCUGACGUGAGCAAAAUUUUCCGUUUUCGGAUCUUUACAAAACUCACAGAAAAAAACGGGAAUCACAAGAUCUGGCGAUUCCAUUCACAUUUUCUGAGACUUACUUUUAGAGACAUCGAAUCCAUCCCUCAAAUCAAUUAUUCAUCCUAGUUUUUUUAGUUAUGUAUUUUUUUAAAUUGAUACGGUACCCUUCUAGUAGAAAGAAUCAAGCAUUCGGAAUUUUCGAGACUUCAUAAAUUUUCUCGGAAGCAUUGGUGAUAAUUUAUUUCUGGAUUCAAAAACUUAUAGCGUUCAGCAUGAACUUUAGAAAAAUUUCCAGAAAAUUAUGAAAACUUUGUCCCGACGGUAUUGGUAGUUGUUUGAAAGUCGGUUGAAAUUGUCAAAAAUAUCUUUUUCGUAAAAUUUUCAACGCGAAUUCUCUUCAUCGGAAUUUCUUUAAUGCUGACAAGUUUCAGAUGAGAUCCUUGUCCAUGCUGCGACUGAUUCGGAGACUGAGCGAGUCUUGGUUUUCACAAGCUCUGUUCCUAAAUGCCACGGGGACAAAGUUGCUGAGAAUCCCGAAUCGAUCGUCCGGUUUUUUAUAUCGGAACAUGAACUUCAUUUUCAUGUAAUUGAUUUUGAGAUUUCGUACCUACAUGCCCGGUUUCGCGGCUGUUGAAACCAACGAUUCUUGGAACUCUCAGGCCGACGAAUGUCAAUCAAAGGUUGUUUAUUCCACCUGGAAAGAAGCACAAUUUGUGGCCCGUAUUAGGAAGAUCGAUAACUGCUUUGGGACAUUCAUGGUUGAAUAAAUCAAUAGUGUAAUAUCAAACAGUUUUUGAAAUCUACUGUUUUACUGGAGGAACAGCCAAAGUUUUAUUUCUCAUCAAAUGUUCCAGUUCAGAAGAAUAGAAGUCUUUUUUUAAACUCAAAUUCAGGCUGAAACUUUCAAUUUUCGGUUUUCUCCAACAGUGCUAUUAAAAGAGCUAUGUCUCAUCAUCACGAGAAUCUAUACAAAGAAAGAAAAGAAUAAUAAGUAACUCGUUAAAAAAAGUUUCGAAAGUUUAAAUUAUAUAGAGAAAUUGAACGAGUUUUUUUAUAAGUUUGUAAAAAAAUAGUUCCUUUCAAGCGACGAAAAAUUGUGAUAUAGUCAAAAAAAUUUUACCUAUUACAAACAUUAGAAAUAAUCAAUCAAAAAAAUUAUUCUUUUUUCUUGAAAAAUACUACAAAUCUUACAAACGUCAAAAACUCAAUACUUUGGCUCUGUGAGGGUAUUUGCGCUCCAAGGAGAACAUUUUCUUUGUCCGUGGACUACAUUGUUUCCAUGUUUCUUCAAACUCUUUUUCCUUUUAUUCUAUUUAUUUAAAAGUCAUUCUUUGAGUUUCAGGUGGUCGAAAACCUUUUGCAGUAUGGACCGAAGGACUUCAUGCUCUUGGAAAAAUGUGGUCGCACAUUUUGCGCGACCAUACGUCCUGGAUCUGAAAAAUUGGGACCAGGUGGACUUUAGUAACUCUUCUAGAAUGUUGAAAAAGUGAACGAGCAAUAUCGCUUGUUGAAAUUUUUUUGGUUUCUAUUUGUUAUUUUGUGACGAACAUCUUGAAUAUAAUUGGGAGUUUUGAGACAACAUGGUGACAACUCCUCGAAGGAAAAAAGAGAGCAGGCAAUCCUGAAAUGCAAGUUGUCGACCUCCGGGAAACUGGGAGCUCGAUUGGUCGGCAUGCAGAUGUACGAUGCUACAAACAAGGUUUUUUUUUGAAUAGACCUCCUCGGGACGUUUUUCUCCGUUUCUCUUCUUUGAUUGGACUAUACCUUUUUCCUGACUUGAUCUUUUAGAAAAAUGAUGUGUUUUUAGGAGUACGUUUACAUCGAGAAACAAGAAGGCCGCACGAUGAGUGCGGAACAGUUCUUCGUCUACUGCGGUGGCUUUGCGAAAGCCUGCGGACCCUUGCGAUCUCUGAAAAUUCGAGACAAGUAGGGGAGAAGCUUUUUUUUGUUUUAUAAUUAUCCAAACAGACUGCAAGCUCUCAAGAAUGUUCUGAUGAACUUGGAAGGCUAUCGCUUCUUCUCAGCCUCGAUUUUGGUGGCUUUCGACGCUGAAGCCGUCGACUCGGCAGACGAAGACGCCGUUUGCGUCAAACUUAUCGACUUUGCCAACUCGACCCUGCCUGGGUUCUUCAGUGUCAGUUGAAAGAUAUUUUCAAUUUGACUGAAAGAACACGGCUCAUAGCAUCUUUCAUUCAACACACAAUUUUUUUAAUUUGACCAACAAUUUUUUUCCAAAAUUCGCCGGUUUUUUUUUUACGCAGAAACGGCUGAAAACGGUCACAGAUUUUUCAGAGAUUCGCACAUUUUCUGAACUCUUCCUCAUUUUUCUUGGUAGACUAGCACAACAAGAAUAAAAAGCUGGUUGGAAGCAAAAAAAGAUUAUGUAUGAAACUUUCAGGAUAUUGUCCACGGAGGCGUCGACGAUGGUGGCAUUUGGGGCGUUGAGAAUAUCAUCAAGGCGAUGGAAAUCGAGCCGGAUUCCGCUCCGACUGAGGUCAGUAAUAGUUUUCAAAGAAUUCCUCAAUGAAUCUCACAUCCGCACAUUGAUAAAUCCGUUCAGACUUGAAAGUAAAGGUCUAUAGAAAGAUCUAUUUCAACAACUUCAUUUUAAAGGACUUUAAUAAACAACGCACAGGCGUUAUACAAAUAAUUAUGUUUUUUUAAAUAAUAACUAAAUAAAUAUCUUUCACUUUCAGGAAAAAAGGUUCGGCGAAAUAAGUCGACUCGCACGAAAGUGUCUUUUUCGGAAGGCCAAUUUCAAGCAUGUAUCCCAUUUUCCCUAUGUUAUUAAACCUUAAAAAAAGUUCCUUCUAAAAAUUCUGUGAUCUGUCUAUCCCGAAUAAAAAAAUAAUACAUUUCAAAAAGGAUGCCUUUACGGUUUCUCACCUACUUUCUUCUACAUGAAAAUGCUAGCCACUUUUUAUUUGAAUCCUGAUGAUUGUUGUAUUGUAUCUUUCAUGUGCAAUGUUUUCUUGUAUUUCCUGUGCGAUUGCAAUUCGUAAAGAAUGUUGAUAAAGCUUUAUUGAGAAAAAUCUUACGUUUGGCCAUUUUUUUGAAGAAGAAGCAAACAGUUACCGAAGGAAGGAGAAAAAUUGAACGUUUCUCAGAAGUUUUCACCGAGAAAAGUACAUAAAUGAGAUAAAUUGGAAUUAACUUUGUUAAUCAUGCUGGAAAAAAAAUCCAGAAAUGGAAGUCUAUGAAAGGUUGAGCUCGUAGAAUAUACGUAUUGAUAGAAGAGGAAAGGGGGAUUGAAAUAAAUAAAUGCGAGUUGAAUAGAUGUCAUUAAAGAAAAUCUAUUCUCAAAAAAAUUGACACGUCGUAAGGAUAUUGUUAAUACUUCCCAAUUUCCUAAAAAAAUAUACAAAAAAAGAAAAAUUAUCCAAAAUGGGACACGCCAAUAGAAAAAAAGCUCACAGGAAAGUUAAUCAGAUUCAAAGUUAAAUAUGAACUUCAUUUUUAGUUUUGUUAAUUUAAAAAAUAACAUUACAAAAAAAUUAAAAAAAUGUCGUUCUGGGAAAUUAUCGAAUAGGAUUUUUUUCAAAAACAAUAUUAAUGGGUAAACAUUUUUACAUAUAUCGAGGGCUGGCUUUGUCUGAAACGGAGUUUAUAAAGCGGAGCACGCGAUCGGGAAGUUCAAGAGAGAAAUUAUCAUGGUUCAUUCAAACAUAUAAAACUACACAAAAAAAUAGAAAUUUUUUUAUCAUAAUAAAUCAAAAAUUCAGAGGGGAAAUGAUUUUUUUUAUUGAUAAAAUAUCUUUGAUUCAUUUUUUUGCUAGUUAUCAGUUUUAAAUCUGUUCGAAAAAUAUGAGGAUAAUUUAUGAAGGCAUUUCAAAAAACAGUAACAAAUAUUUUAGGCCUAGUGCAACAUACUCUUCAAAAAAGAAGUAUCAAGCCGUGCUCCUAGGUUGAAAAAAAAUCAAGGAACAAAAAUCCGCGAGAAUUAAAACUUCGAAAACUUCCAUUCCCCACAGAAGCGCCGUUUUUUAUGAACAGCUUUUUGACUAAGUGAUCAGAAUUCUAUAAUUCUAACUUAUGUACAUUUCUUCAGACUCAAAGCUACACAAUUUUCAGACAAACAAAACUCAUAGUUAUUUUGAGAGUGGGAAAUGGCUGGCUUGCACAAAAGAACAGGGGGCCCAACGGAAAAAAAAGUGAAAAAACGGGAUUUCUGGUCUUGCACAGUUUUGCUCUUGCCAAGGAGAAUGCUUUGCUGAAAGAGCUCGUAACUUCCUAUUUUAGACCAACCAAUUUGAAUCCCGAAAUUGAUUUAUAUUCAAUGUUGUAAAAACUGUUUAACCAACUUUUUCAUUCAGUCUUCCUCUUUCCAACGCGGCGGUUUCUCGGCUGUCGAUGGAGUUCUCCAGAACUAA
Messenger RNA from Caenorhabditis auriculariae, 4828 nucleotides. The record is from the annotation of a GenBank genome assembly. NCBI's taxonomy places the organism in Eukaryota, Metazoa, Nematoda, Chromadorea, Rhabditida, Rhabditidae.